Epinephelus lanceolatus (giant grouper) is the source of this 4893-nucleotide messenger RNA. It is a transcript of the gene fam174c, whose product is annotated as family with sequence similarity 174 member C. NCBI's taxonomy places the organism in Eukaryota, Metazoa, Chordata, Actinopteri, Perciformes, Serranidae. The record is from RefSeq and is a predicted model, not a curated record. Gene Ontology annotation, cellular component: extracellular region.
CCACAGACAGGCCUGACGUCAUUGGUAGGUGGAUGUGAACUUCCUAGUUUUGGAUUUACUUUAUGAUAUCAACAGAGUUCAGCCAACGCGACGUGUAUCUGGAAAACCCGGGUCUGCUCUCGGUUCCGGUGAAAAACGCCACACUCUCCCGCCAUUGCUUUCUCCUCUCAGUCCGCGCGGACAGUUUCCGGUUGUUAAAAUGACUUUUUACAGACUUCUCUCGGCGGCUCUUGUACCGAUCUGUUGGCUGUUCGUGUCCGCGGCGGAGGAUGUGACUUCAGCGGCCCCUGGCAGCACCGCGGCGAUCCAACCCGCCGUGACGAACUCCAGCGGGCUGAACUCCACACACAGCGGCGGCGGGAAGGGUAUCGGAGGGCUGUCUAACGGGUUCGAUGUGGACAGCUCGAUGAUCCAGAGGGCCCUGUACGUCCUCAUCGGCAUCACCAUGAUCGGAGUUCUCUACUUCCUGAUCCGAGCCGUGAGGCUGAAGCGACCCACCUACAAGAAGAAGUACGGCCUGCUGUCCAACUACGACGACUCCGUGGAGAUGGAUGCGGUGGAAAGCGAUGAGGACGAGACGCUUUACGAAGCUCGCAGCCUCCGCAGAUGAGUCCCGUCGGAGCUGUCAUGUCGUCACCUGACGGAUCAGACGUGAUCACAUGGUAUUGAUUAUGGAUCAGAGAGAGAGACUGCUGGAGGAGGAAGAGACGGACCAAACAGUUAUUGAAGAUUAACGCCAAAGCUGCUCGACGAACCCGAGCGGGAUAAUUAUUAUUUUUUUAAGGUGGUAUUGGUUAGUUUGUGUUGAUAUAAUCACCUUCUGUUUAUUAUUAUUUCUAAGAACGUUCUUGUGUCUUGAGUUUUCUGCUCUGACUGUGCUUAAACUACUGCAGACUGACUCCAGACCAGCUGAGACACUUUGAGGUUUCACUUUCACUUUCUGCCGUCUGAUGGCGGCGGCGUGUUCAAGUUUAAACGCUGUGUUAAAGGACGAUUCCGCUCUACUGAUGUGACUCUCCACCUGAGACUCAGUGAAAUUAGAACGUAGUUCACAAUAAACCUGAGUCAUCUCAAACACUCUGAGUCUGUGACACAAAGUAAACACUGAGAGCAGCCGUGUGAUUGGCUCACUGCAGACGUCCAGGUCGACUUUGUUUACCUGUGUGAGGCUGUCAGUGUGUGUCUUUGGCUGUUUGCAAACGAGUGCCUGAAACUUCCUGAUGUGCAGGAAUGAAGCUGCACAGUAACAGCUGUGUGACGACUCCUCGCUCUCCACGCUCACUCUGAGAUGUCUUUUUUAUUUUGGGGUAUUUUUUUAAACUGAAUAAUCCAACACAGCCGAAACUUUCCUCUGAGGUGAUAUCAGAUCGCAGUGACAGUUCACACGGUCAUACAACCCCUGGAAAAGUUAUCAAACUACAAAAACUGUUUUUCAGGCUUUGAAUGAACGAUAUGUUUAGAAAAGUGCUGAUCACACGUUGUUUUGGCUGUUGUUUAAGAAAAGUUCACAAAGAGCCAAAGACAUGUCAGACGUUACGUGAAAUGUCUUCCUCGUGUUAUUAAUUAGAAAUCUGUGACUGUUGAAACAUCGCUUGUAUCACAUGAAACACAAACCAGAGCAAGGGUCUCGAUCACUGCACGAGCAGCGUGUGAUGCUACCUCGCUGCAGCUCGCACGUGUGUCACAAAGACGGCGUUGCUGCUGUAACGACUGUAUUUACACAGUUAAAAGCCGAUCCCCUAAAAACUCACUGCACCGUGCAGCCGCUGCAUCGACAACAUCACGACUCUGCAAAUAUUUCACAAUUAAAAGCGUGGUGUUGACAGAUGAAGGGAUCCUGUCACAGAUACACUGUCUGAAGGCUUUUAUUUUGAAACAGGAAGGGCUGAGUUAAUAAGAAAUAUUUUUAUUUUUUCAUAUCUGUGACAGAUAGACGUUUAAACUGCGGUGAAAGGUGGCGUGACGUUAAUAGACCAGCUCUGAGUGGACGUCACAGUUACGUCACAGCAGUGGCGUGCGCCUCCUGGUGGCAGAAAAACAGCCGACAUCAGAGAGAAGCAAGACAGACCCAGAAUAAAGAUGUCUUGUGGUGUCGUUGGAUGUCAGAAUAGGAACACAGUUUAAGAUAACCUUCAUUUUAUGGAAAACCGUCUCUGAGGACGCCGUAGUAGAAGAUAAAAUUUCGUCUUUGGUUAAUUCUAAUGUGUAUAUUCAGGCUGUAAUGGCUGCUGGACGCUCAGCAGAAGAGUGUGUGUUUGGAUUACAUGAACUGAAUCACUGAUGUGCUGAAAGAUAAUUCAUCAUCAUUGGAACUGUAAAAACUCACAUCUGUCAAACAUGGAUUUGUCUCAUUGUCCCUGGUUCAAACUUGAGUAGACGUCCACACAGAAUAUCAUUUAAUGUGGAAGCAACAUCAGACACCUUUGUAGCUAGCUAGCUAACGCUGUCUGUUCAUGAACUCCUGGAUCAGAACAGAAUAUAGAAACUGCUCAUUUUAGAAAGGACACCACAAGAAAACAUGUUCUUUGUUGAAAUUAAUAAACAGACACUAGGUCAUUGUUUGUUUCUGUCAGCGAUCAGCCAUAGGUAGCAUGCUAGCUACGUUAGCUACAUGGCUAAUGUUAGCGAGCCCUUCACUUUCCGUGCCUGGAUGCAGAUGAACCGAUCUAAAUGCACAUUAAGGGUUUUCUUGUGGUGUCCUUUCUAAAGUGAGCAGUGGUGACAGUUAAUGUACUUUGUUAUGAUCCAGGAGUUAAUAAACAGACAGCGUUAGCUAGCUAGCAUGCUAGCACGUUGAUAAGAUGGACGUCCACAUUAAAUUAAAUUAUAUGUGGACGUCUCCACAACUAUUAAUUAAGGAUAAUAAGACAAAUCCAUGUUUGACAAAUGUGAGUUUUUUUCAAUUCUUAUGAUGAUUUAUCACCAUGUAAAUAAUAAAUGAUCCAAACACACACUCCUCUACUGAGCAUCCAGCAGCUAUUACAGUCUGAAUAUCCAGAUUAUAAUUAACUGCAGACAAAACUUCAUUUCCACUACACGUAGAUCAUAAACUCGUGGAUCGAAAAAUGACUCAUUGCAAUCGGUUGAGAAAUAUAAACGUGACAGUGAUUUUUAUGUUUUAUUUGGCGCUAAUGCCGACACCACUACUGUCACUUUCUGCCGCCAGUUUGGCUCCGCCCACAAAACACAUUUACAAACACAAAAAGAAUCUUUCAUCAAAAAAAAAACACUUUCAAUUGUUUUUGCUGAAAACCGCACGCAGAAAAAUAAAACAGGCGGGGCUCCCACAGAGCGCUGCAGGAUGUACUUCUCUGUUGGCCAGCCCUGAAGUCAGCGUCGCCCUGGUUCCCUGGUCAGAAAGUAAACAGGAUUUUUUUUGUUUGAUUUUGGAUUAUUACAGAAAAUAAACGUUUCUGAUUCUUCAGGUUUUGUCCAGUGAGAUAAUCUUCACUGACGAACACCACUUUAUGAUUAUUGAAGAAUAAAUUAAAUCAACAGAGGUAAAACGCUAACGUAAGGCUGUAAACUAACUACAUCACGGUCACAUGACUUUAACAUCGCCACCACAGUGAGGCUGUAAAGUCGUGUUCAGCGUGACGACGUUCUGUCAUCUCAUUUAGACUCUUGUUAGAGACACAUAAAAGCUUCAGAGUUCACACUGGGUAUUUACUGACAAAGAACAAAAUGUGAAAGUCUCUCAGCUUGUGUUAUUUCACACACUGAACCAAAAACACUGACCUCAAGACCAGGGAACAGGAAGCGCUAACAUGCUAACAUGCAAACUCAUUUCUGGGUUUUAAGAAUCAUACCCGGGGCACUCUCUUCUCUACACCAGUGAUUCCUAACUGCUCCACAUUUCUCAGUCAUCAGUUUAGCCUCCGCACACUUUAAGACAUGCUGCGUCAUACCUGCCUUUGCCUAGUUUGCCGUCUUCAAAAUAAAAGCUGUGCCAAAAAUUCACUGUACUUCAAAAUAAAGUGUUUUUUUUUGUUUUUUUUACAAACUUGACACAUUCGCGAGUCACUUGCUGUCCACUCAGAACGGACCCACGACCCACCAGCUGGGAACCACUCAGCUCACGCUCAGCAGCAUCUGAGAAGCACUGCUCACACAGGCAGUGUGGCUGAUCUAACCUCUUAACAUGGACGCCAAAAAACAAACAAACAACAACACACGCCUGAGGCAGGCAGUGUGUCACAGGCGUCAUCUACACGUAAAUAAACCAGUUUAUUUUGUGUUGAACAAACAACAAAGUGUUUGAAAUGAUUUGAGUCAAAGUUACGUUCAUGUAAAACCCAUCAGGCUGAUGUAAAGAAGAGUUUUCCUUUAAGUUGGUCUUAACUAAAAUCCCGAUGAUGACGAUGAUAUGAUGUAAGAUGUACGGGGGGGGGGCUCUUCAUGAGGUGGACGGAUGAGCUCACUGACUUUACGAUAAAUCGUUUCCUCAGAACUGAAGUUUCUCAGAAACAACUUUUAGUGACCAAUAAUGAGAAGAUCGUCAGUUUAAAGCCAAAUAAAUACGAAUUCUUUGUUUAUUUAUGAUUUGAAUCUUUUUCUCCACCUGUUGUUUUUCUGCCUGCAGACGACUCGUGUUUCAUAUUCAGCUGCUUUUCAGCAACUAAAACUCUCAGGUCACAUUUCAGUUUCACGUUUCUCAUAUUUCCAGGAGAAUUCUUGGAACUUAUGAAAUAAACAUUUUAACAUGUUUCAGCAUCUUUGAUAUUUUCCACAGCUUUAAACUGAAGGUAAAUGAAGUGCCCGUAUUUCUCUCUGCUGCUGUUUCCUGUCAGAAAAUGCCAAAGUUUCACUUUUACUAAAAACAUUAAAGUGUUUUUAAAAUCUCUCCAUGUUUCUGUCUGCGCUGAAAUUAAAUCUCAAACUGUUUGGUUUGCA